GAGUUAAGGUCACUGCAAAAUGCUACAUGGGAAACUCUUACAAAGAGGAUCUGAGACUGUUCUAGGGAUGGCUGCUAACGAGAGGAAAAUAUUUUUGACUAAUGAAUGCCUUACUGUUCAGCUCAAAGACAUAAAAGGAACUGUAAGUUUUGAGAUUCUAUCAUGGCCGUGGGGGCAUCAAUAUAGGAAAGAGAACAUCGCUGUGGAUAAACUUGACCGGGCAAGAGCCGAAGAAAGAAAACCUAAUGAAUCUGGAAAAGCUAGUAAGGCUUCCUUUCAGGUUAAAGUGACAAGGUUUUAUAGGCCUGAGAAUAUUUCUGUAAAGGCUUAUGCUUUAGACAUCCAAGAGUUGCCUUCCAAUAUGAAGCUGAAGUUCUCUACUAUUAAAGAUGAAACACUUCUAAGAGAAAAGAAGGGGAAGGGAGUAGAGAGUGAAACUGACUCGGUGAUGAUUGUGAAGCCUGAUGAGAUACCUAAAGAGAUGCGUCUAGCUACACUAGAUAUUUUUGGUGGAUGUAGUGGCCUGUCUUAUGGUCUAGAAAAGGCUGGUAUAUCUGAUACAAAGUGGGCGAUCGAGUAUGAAGAGCCAGCUGGGCAAGCUUUUAAACAAUACCAUCCUAAAACAACAGUUUUUGUUAACAACUGCAAUGUGAUUCUUAGGUCUAUAAUGGAGAAAUGUGGAGAUGUCGAUGAUUGUGUCUCUACUGUGGAGGCAGCUAAAACCACAACGAUUGGAAGGGACUCUAUGGUAGAUUGGACUGUCAAGGAAACUUAUCCAUUUCCAUCACCAAUCCUCAGCCCAUGGGUAAGGUGGGAAUGUGCUUCCAUCCUGAACAAGACCGAAUUCUCACUGUCCGUGAAUGCGCCCGAUCUCAGGUAAUAAAAGUUCUCAUGUUCCUUCUUCGUCAGUCCUCUAGUAAUAGAGUAUAUAUUUUUUGGUUUGGAAAUUAAGUAAUAUUAGGUUA
Molecule: messenger RNA, 965 nt
Organism: Arabidopsis arenosa
Lineage: Eukaryota; Viridiplantae; Streptophyta; Magnoliopsida; Brassicales; Brassicaceae
Source: the annotation of a GenBank genome assembly